CUGAUCCAAACAACCACAAUGGCUGCAAUAUUCUCACGCUGCCACUCGAACCACUCCAAAUCACUCCAGAUCUUGUGUAGAAAACCCAUGGCUUCAAAUCAUGCUCGGAGGAGUCGAAGUCGGUCUCGAAGCCAGGAUAUAAUCCCCACCUAUGAUAGGAGAAUUACGAGGGAAAGAGAGUCUGUCAUAGCAGACAGACAUAUUUCUGGCCAUAGCCGACGUUUGGGAAUGAAUACCGAGAGAGACGCACCUCGUCGAUCACGAUCCCCCAUCCGCUCACAUAAGCACUCAAGAUCCCGGUCUCGCAGCCCCAGACAUAGGCGCCAACGGCCAAGGUCUCGUUCCCGCUCCCGCGGCCCCGAGCGCUCGCACUCUAGGGAAAGGCAUGAACGGCAUAAAGACAGAGAAAGGCACAGACAUAAGCGUUCACGCUCCCGUUCAAGUUCUGUAUCAAGUUUAUCGGACACGGAUUCGGAGCGAAGGCGUCGCAAGAAGAAAGACAAGCACCGCAGUCGUGAGGAGAAGAGGGAACGAAAGAGAGAGAAGAAAGACAAGAAAAAGAAAAAACAUGGGACUGCCUCUGGUGCUCAGUGGGGAAAAUACGGCAUCAUCAAUGAAACCGAUUUCUACAACAAGACCCAAGAAUUUCGUACGUGGCUUCUGGAAGAACGCAAGAUCAACCCGGAGGCCAUAUCCAAGGACCAGGAGCGCAAAGAAUUCGCUGUUUUUGUCGAGGAUUAUAACACCGCAACCCUCCCUCACGAGAAAUAUUACCACAUGGAAGCGUACGAACGACGGAUGACGUCACUACGAGCCGGCGAGUUCGUUCCACCGGCGGAAGACUCCUAUAAUCCCGAAGCUGAUUUGCGGGCUCACUCUUUACGACACAAGAAAGCGCCCGCCGAGCACGAAAGCUACCUGAGCAAAGAAGAGCUUAUGGAGUUGAGGAAGGUUCAAAGUGAGAGAGUCGAGGUUGGGAAGAGGAAGCUCUUGGGUAUGGAAGUGAAACAAAACAUGGGGGUUCGAAUGGAUAGAACCAUGUUUGAUGAUUGAUAGGUAGUAGGUAGAGGCCAUUCUGAUUUCUCCAAGCUUUGAAGAUAGCGAGGACGCAUGAUAUCUGCUUGCAUCGCCGGAAUAGCCGAGAGUAAACUUAGAAUAGUAAAAACAGUUGUAUACAGACCUAAAAUUACAGCACCUGUAACACGCGUUGUUCUCUGUUC
This is a messenger RNA of Suillus paluster, 1220 nucleotides long. RefSeq lists its product as uncharacterized. The record is from RefSeq and is a predicted model, not a curated record. Bases 19 to 1053 code for a protein of 344 amino acids. NCBI's taxonomy places the organism in Eukaryota, Fungi, Basidiomycota, Agaricomycetes, Boletales, Suillaceae. The transcript has 5 exons.